This is a messenger RNA of Styela clava, 1284 nucleotides long. RefSeq names its product methyltransferase-like protein 27. Lineage: Eukaryota; Metazoa; Chordata; Ascidiacea; Stolidobranchia; Styelidae. Gene Ontology annotation, molecular function: S-adenosylmethionine-dependent methyltransferase activity. The record is from RefSeq and is a predicted model, not a curated record.
AAUCAAAUUUAUUUAUUAUAACAUUAUUUUUAAAUUAUUAGGUCGGGACAAACGCUUUGAACAUUUCCAUUUCACAAACUCAAUAGCUCAGCGUUUGGCACAUCGUGCUGACCGCUACGAAGAGUACGCCAUUGUGUAUAAUAAUAAAUUCUCUGACUCGAGCUGUUUGCAAUUUUUUACCCUUUACGUAUUUUACGAAAUUGAGUUCUAUAAGUAAAGUUUUAUAUCCUUUGCAAGGUACUACAUAAGGUAACUUAUACUGUCAGUAUUUAACCAUGGAAGAGUCUUUAUGCCGAAUCAAAAAUUUGGCUCAUGCUUCUGUUGCUUCUCUGGAAAUGAAAAUGCAACAAUAUGAUCAAUGGUCCGAAAAUUUUGAGAGUGAUGUCAGCAAUCUUGAUUAUCGAGCUCCAAAGAUUUGCGUUGAUCAUUUGUAUCGAGUGAUUGAAUCUAAGGGACUUCAAUUCACCGAGGAAACAGAAAUAAUCGACUUAGCUGCCGGAACUGGAUUGGUCGGUAAAUUCCUCCGAGAUAAACAAUUCAUAGGAACAAUUGAUGCCCAAGAUGGAAGCUCCGGAAUGUUGGACGUUGCAAAGACUAAAAACAUUUACUCCAAUUUCUACGAAUGCAUUUUAAAACCAGAUGCGAUCUUGCCUCUGCCGGUAAAUCAUUACGACGUCGCAAUUUUGAGCGGUGCUUUGAGUGACAGUCAAGUACACCCGACGUGCCUAAAGGAUAUACUGCGGCAUAUCGAAGUUGGUGGGAUUUUUGUAUUUUCCACUCGUUCCAAUAGAAAUAACCUGGAUUUCAAAAAGAAGUUGGACAUAGAAAUUGAAAAAUUAGAGCAUGACGGCUGUUGGGAAAAGCUAUUAGUAAAUGAUGUCAAAGAAUUUGAAAGAGCCACCUCUCCAGAAGAAGUAAUACAGGCAGCUGACAAACAGCAAAUUACUGAGGAAUAUCCUUUUAUAUCUGGAUCUGUUUAUUGUUAUAGAAAACUAAACUAGCUUUCUGUCUAUUUAUAUUGUUGAUUUGCAGCUAAAGUGCACUCGUGGGUUUUUACCUAAUUAUUUAUAACUCACGAUUCGAAUAUUUGAUGUCUUUCAAUGGACGUUGCAAAUAAUGUUUCAACUAUUUUUGAUCGAAAGCAAUUUCAACUAUUUUACAAUAUACACUCAGGUGCAUGUUUCCCAUUGCAAUAUUGUUUUUAAUUAUGCUAGUGUUUUAUAAAGCAAUCACAAGUAUAUAUGGUACAUUAUAUUAAAAUAAAAUCAUAGUGUUUUUCGUUGA